AGCCUUCAAAAGAAAGGGAAAAAAACACACAAAAAGAGAAGAGGAGGAAGAAGAGAAGAGAGAGAGAGAGAGAGAGAGAGAGAGAGAGAGCAACGGAAAAGCUACCCAAGGGAGAAGCGAGCGAGAGAGCGAAGCAGCCUCCUCCUCCUCCUCUCUCUCUCCUUCCUCCGAUUCACACACACUCCUCGCCGUCUUGUUUCUUCUUCGUCUGGGUGGUUGAUCCAUCCAUCCAGAGAUUGCCUGUGCGAGGAAGGGAGCGGGCGAGUGGCGGAUUUGUUUUUGGUUUGUUUUUGAGUUUGUUUUUAUUGGUGGUAUCCUCUCCUCCUCCUGUGCGAGGAGCAGCUGGUGGAUUGUUCGUUCCAGCUCCGUUUCUUGUCUUGAUUUGGAAUCCGGGAAAUUUUUCCGCCUCCCGUUUCUUGAUUUCCGGUCCCCCCCCUUCCUUGGUGGAAGUGGGAAGGGGAGGGGGAAGGAUUUUUUGGUGGGGAAUUCGAGGGGGCGAGGUGAUGAACUCUUGCCUCUUUGACCAGCCUUGAUUUUCCUGGUGAUUUUGCUUGGAAUUUCUCGGAUUUUGUGGGGGGUUCUUUGAUCCGGGCUCCAUGGGUCUCUGCCAUGGCAAGUCGGCGGCGGUGCUGGAGCCAACGGUGGAGGAGGAGGAGGAGGGGGCGACGCGCGUAGCCGAGGCCGCGGCGGCGCCGGCGAAGCCAGCGUCGCCUGCGCCUUCGGCGGCGGCGGCGGCGGCGGCGCCGGCGAAGCCCGGGACGCCGAAGCAGCACAAGUUCCCGUUCUACCUGCCGAGCCCGCUCCCGGCGUCGAGCUACAAGGGCUCGCCGGCGAACUCGAGCGUGGCGUCGACGCCCGCGCGCGGCGGGUUCAAGCGGCCGUUCCCGCCGCCGUCGCCGGCGAAGCACAUCCGCGCGCUCCUGGCGCGGCGCCACGGCUCGGUGAAGCCGAACGAGGCGUCCAUCCCGGAGUCCGGCGAGCCCGGCGUGGCGCUGGACAAGGGCUUCGGCUUCUCCAGGCACUUCGCCGCCAAGUACGAGCUCGGCCGCGAGGUUGGCCGCGGCCACUUCGGCUACACCUGCGCCGCCACCUGCAAGAAGGGCGAGCUCAAGGGCGACGACGUCGCCGUCAAGGUCAUCCCCAAGGCCAAGAUGACUACUGCUAUUGCCAUUGAAGAUGUCAGGAGAGAAGUCAGAAUAUUGAGUUCUUUGGCAGGGCACAGCAACUUAGUGCAGUUUUAUGAUGCUUAUGAGGAUGAAGAAAAUGUAUAUAUAGUUAUGGAGUUAUGCAAAGGAGGUGAACUGCUGGACAGGAUUUUGGCUAGAGGUGGAAAAUAUUCUGAGGAAGAUGCAAAGGUUGUUAUGCGCCAAAUCCUAAGUGUUGCUUCAUUUUGUCAUCUUCAGGGUGUUGUUCAUCGGGAUCUGAAACCAGAGAAUUUCCUUUUCUCGUCAAAGGAUGAGAACUCUGCCAUGAAGGUCAUAGACUUCGGUUUGUCUGACUUUGUAAAGCCAGAUGAGAGGCUUAAUGACAUUGUCGGAAGUGCAUAUUAUGUUGCUCCUGAAGUGCUCCAUCGAUCUUAUGGCACUGAGGCAGAUAUGUGGAGCAUUGGAGUAAUAGUGUAUAUUUUGCUUUGUGGCAGCCGUCCUUUCUGGGCACGUACUGAGUCAGGAAUAUUCCGAGCUGUGCUGAAAGCAGACCCUAGUUUUGAGGAAGCCCCAUGGCCAACCCUCUCUGCUGAAGCAAAAGACUUUGUAAGGAGGCUGCUCAAUAAAGAUUACCGCAAGAGGAUGACUGCUGCACAAGCCCUCUGUCAUCCAUGGAUUCGUGGUACUGAAGAAGUGAAGCUUCCUUUGGACAUGAUAAUUUAUAGGCUUAUGAGGGCUUACAUAAGUUCAUCUUCUUUACGGAGAGCUGCAUUGAGGGCCCUUGCCAAGACAUUGACAACAGAUCAAAUCUAUUACCUAAGAGAACAGUUUGAAUUGAUAGGCCCAAACAAGAGCGAUCUUAUUACUUUGCAAAAUUUGAAGACGGCCUUGAUGAAGAACUCCACAAAUGCAAUGAAGGAUUCUAGGGUGGUUGACUUUGUUAACACAAUAUCCAAUAUUCAGUACAGAAAGUUGGAUUUUGAGGAGUUUUCUGCUGCUGCCAUCAGUGUUUACCAGAUGGAAGGUUUGGAAACCUGGGAACAACAUGCCCGGCAAGCGUACGAGUUCUUUGAUAAGGAGGGUAACCGACCAAUUGUGAUCGACGAGCUCGCAUCGGAACUUGGAUUGGGUCCUUCGGUUCCCCUACAUGUUGUUCUCCAAGAUUGGAUCAGACAUCCUGAUGGAAAACUCAGCUUCCUUGGGUUCAUGAAACUAUUGCAUGGAGUUUCUUCGCGUACCAUCCCAAAAACCUGAGAUAAUAACUUAUUUUCUUACAUCAACCAAGGCAAAAGUGUGAUGACUAAACUAAUCUCUGGCUGUCUGGAGAAGCGGCAUGGAACCAGUACAAAGAUUAACAAAGCUGUCCUAGUGUAACAAGUGAAAAAGCUCUCCUGUCAGGCCCGCGAAUUUCGCCUUCUCUUACCAGAUGAUUGAUGUUGUGUUUGUAUUCAGGUUUGUUUAGAGGUGAAUGUACAGAUGAGUUUAGGAAACAGGAAAAAUGAGGUGCUAAGAAAGUGAAACAUGGUUUAAUUUCGAUUGGUGUAACUGUGUGCGUUUGAUCUUCGCCGAUCUGUGAAUGUCGUGAUUGGACUGAAAUUGAGAAGUGAGGUGGUAUCAGUACCAUAUUCGUAGAUAUUUCUUGAGUUUUUUUUUCUUAUUGAAAUUUACUCGUGUUUAUUUGCAACAGUUUGGCUCAUUGGCUGUACAUCGAUGU
This is a messenger RNA of Oryza sativa Japonica Group (Japanese rice), 2859 nucleotides long. The record is from RefSeq and is a predicted model, not a curated record. NCBI's taxonomy places the organism in Eukaryota, Viridiplantae, Streptophyta, Magnoliopsida, Poales, Poaceae.